Molecule: messenger RNA, 2571 nt
Organism: Trichoderma citrinoviride
Lineage: Eukaryota; Fungi; Ascomycota; Sordariomycetes; Hypocreales; Hypocreaceae
Product: para-aminobenzoate synthase
Exons: 2
Coding region: 1-2571 (856 amino acids)
Biological process (GO): L-tryptophan biosynthetic process
Source: RefSeq, a predicted model, not a curated record
AUGCCUCUCCUCGAGUCGCAAUCCGCUGCGGGCCUCUCGGCCUCGACGCCGGGACAGGACGGACUCCAUGCUCGCCGGAUCCUCUUCCUGGACGCCUACGACUCCUUCACCAACAACAUCGUGUCGCUGCUCAAGGAGGCGCUCGGCGACGACGUGUUGGUGCACGUGCUGCACAUGGACCUGAAGACGCUGCACGCGGACCCCGGCCCCGACUGGACGCCCGAGCAGUUCCUGGCCCGGCUGCCGGCCUUUGACGCCGUCGUCUGCGGGCCCGGCCCCGGGUCGCCGCUGUGCGAGGCCGACGUCGGGGCCUUCCGCCUGCUGUGGGGGCUGCGCGACGAGGCCGUCCCCGUGCUGGGCAUCUGCCUGGGCUUCCAGAGCCUGGUCGCGCACUUUGGCGGCGGCAUCCGGCGCCUGCGGAGGGGCCUGCACGGCAUGGUGAGGGACAUUGAGCACCGGUCGGGCGACAUCUUUGCGGGCGUGCCGGGGUUUCGGGCGACGCUGUACCACAGCCUGUGCGCCGACGUGGGACAGGACGACGUUCCACGGGAGGCCUGGGAGACGGACAUGUGGCGGCCGCCCAAGGGGGCGCCGGAUCUCGUGCCGCUGGCGUGGACGAUGGAGGAGAGCGAGGAUGCUGGCGCUGAGCCCGAGAGGAUAUUGAUGGGUGUGAGGCAUGCGAGGCUGCCGUUCUGGGGAGUUCAGUACCAUCCGGAGUCUGUAUGCACAGAUGCGGCGGCGCAGGGAGUGAUCAAGAAUUGGUUCAGCCAGGCUCUCAAGUGGAACGAAUCGACCGGAAGACGAGUACGACCUGUGGACUCUGAGCACAUCUCCGACAGCCUGGCGCCAUCGAUGAUUAUUGAGCGGAGACUCGCUGCCGAGAGCCAGCUUGCGACUCAGAAGUGGUGGCGGGAUAUGCAAUCUGGCCUGGCUGCGACCAACGCGGCGCCCGUCUAUACGUGCAGUCGAAUCAAGCUGCCCGAUGGCGUGGAUGCAGCAGACGUUGCGGAGCUUCUGGGCGUGGGCGGCGUCGACUCCAUCAUGCUGGAUUCGUCGAGCACAGUCAAUGGAGACCCGUUGGCACGCAGCUCGGUCAUUGCGCUCGAGGUCGACCAGGCGCUGCGCUUUGAAUAUCACGUUGGAGACGACUGGGUGACUCUGCGCCAGCCCGGGGCAAGAGGCCAGGAGGAGAGGUGCCAGAGGAUCGAAAUCGACCGCAGCGACGAGCACGGCGCUUACGACGUGUGGAAUGUCAUCUCCGAGUACUGGCAGCAGCGCAAGAUAGGCGAGGAGGACGGCCAGGAGCCGGCGUUCAAGGGCGGCUUCAUGGGCUUUGUCACUUACGAGAUGGGACUGAGCACUUUGACACCAAAGUCUGUCUCUGACAACAGGGGUCAUCACAGGCCGGAUCUGUGCUUUGCUUGGAUCUCGAAGAGUUUGGUUCUCGACCACCAGGCCGGGGUGGCAUAUGUGCAGGCUCUGACGGCCCCGGACUCGGACGCUCAGUCGUGGAUCGAUGAGAUUGUGGCAAAGCUACAGAGUUCGCGGGCGUGGCAGCAGCCAGGCUACGGAGCAGAAGAGUACAGAGCCGUCGCCGCGAAGAAGCAGGCCAACGAGGCGCUGCUGCAGAGCAUCCGGGAGCCAGGCGGCCGACUGCGUUUCAACACACCGCAGCCUGACAGAUAUGAGGAUGAUGUGCGCCAAUGUCAAGAUGCCAUUGCCGAGGGCCAGUCAUACGAACUGUGUCUUACGGCUCAAACAAAGAUGAUUCGACCUCGCGGAGACGAUGUACCGCAUCACCUACGGCCGUCACACGGCACCCCAUGGCAAAUCUACCGAACCCUCCGAGCCCGCCAGCCAGCCCCCUACGGCUCCUUCAUCCGCCUCGGCGGGGCCACGAUCCUGAGCAGCUCGCCGGAGCGGUUCCUUGGCCACGACGCAAAGGGCCUCUGCUCCAUGCGGCCCAUGAAGGGCACCGUCCGCAAGUCCGAGGCCGUCUCGACGCUCGCGCAGGCCGAAGCGUUGCUCCACGUGCCCAAGGAGGAGGCCGAGAACCUCAUGAUCGUCGACCUCGUCCGGCACGACCUGUACGGCGUCUGCGGAGCCCGCAGCGUCACCGUCCCGGACCUGCUCAAGGUGGAGGACUACUCGAGCGUCUUCCAGAUGAUCACCGUCGUCAACGGCCAGCUGCCCUCGUCCUCCCGCGCCGCGCCCAACGGGCUCGACGUGCUCGCCGCCGCCCUGCCCCCCGGCAGCAUGACGGGCGCGCCCAAGAAGCGCAGCUGCGAGAUCCUGCGCGCCCUCGAGCCCGAGGAGCGAAGCAUCUACUCGGGCGUCGUCGGCUUCCUCGACGCGCGCGGCCACGGCGGCUGGAGCGUCACCAUCAGGACCAUGUUCCGCUGGGACGACGAGGAGGCGCCGCCGGAAGGGUCCGAAGAUGCGCGGCCCAGGGAGGUCUGGCGGAUCGGGGCGGGCGGCGCCGUGACCAUAUUGAGCACGCCUGAGGGGGAGACGGAGGAGAUGUUUAUCAAGCUGUGCGGGCCUCUGGGCGUUUUCAAAGACGCGGCGUAA